This is a messenger RNA of Engraulis encrasicolus (European anchovy), 1667 nucleotides long. It is a transcript of the gene pafah1b3, whose product is annotated as platelet-activating factor acetylhydrolase, isoform Ib, gamma subunit. Bases 95 to 778 code for a protein of 227 amino acids. Lineage: Eukaryota; Metazoa; Chordata; Actinopteri; Clupeiformes; Engraulidae. The record is from RefSeq and is a predicted model, not a curated record. The transcript is spliced from 6 exons.
UGCAACUCUAAGGUAUCAGACAUACAGCCUUUCUAACAAUGUGCAUGUCCAUGGUUUCCUCUUUAAAAGCAAUUGGCCGUUAAAUUAAAGCGCGAUGAGCUCGGAUGAGUCCAACCCUGCAGCAACUCCCACCCCAAGUCAAGACACCCAAGGGGAUGGACGCUGGAUGUGCAUGCACAACCGAUUCGUGUCAGACAGCAAAGGGAAGGAGCCCGAUGUCCUUUUUGUGGGAGAUUCCCUUGUACAGCUUUUGCACGAGUUCGAGGUCUGGAGAAAGCUGUUUUCCCCACUCCAUGCUUUGAAUUUUGGAAUUGGUGGUGAUGCCACACAUCAUGUGUUAUGGAGGCUUGGGAAUGGAGAGCUGGAUCAUAUCAAUCCAAAGGUUGUGGUAUUAUGGGUAGGCACAAAUAACCAUGGCCAUCAGCCAGAUCAGAUAUGUGGUGGCAUCAUGGCAAUUGUGAACCUAAUCAACCAGAGGCUGCCGCAUGCCCACACACUGGUGCUGGGCUUGCUGCCACGCGGUAAGAACCCCAACCCGCUGCGGGAGCGGAACGCGGAGGUCAACCAGCUGGUUCAGCACGAGGUGUCGUCGCUGCCCCACGCCUCCUUCCUGAGUGUGGACCCGGGCUUUGUGCACUCAGACGGCACCAUCUGGCACCAGGACCUGUACGACUACCUGCACCUGACGCCGCAGGCCUACCAGAAGGUGUGCGAGCCCCUCCACCACCGCAUCAAGGCCCUGUUGGACCACCCUGCUGCCGAGAACCAGGUCUCCUGAGCUGAGUCGCUGAUGUCGUCGACACACACACAGAGCCUACCUUUUCGCUCACUCGGGUCCAAACGCAAGCAGUUAAAUGCCAGGCUAAUAACCACCACCACCCCCAAUCGUACCCCCGAAUAGCUGUGCCUACUGAAGCCUACUUGAGGACUGUAUAUCAUAUUACACAUGCAAAGUCCAGAUGGAUGAACCCCGGCUACAUGCAGUGCUUUAAGUGUUCCUGACUUGUCCAGUCAUUCCUUUUGUUUGCUAGUUGGUUUCUUACACUGCAUUCUCUACUGUAGAUUGAGCCUGCUGUGCUGACAUAUCAAUUUCGUUUGGAUGCCAAGGCAGAAGGCCAUGAAAUGUGUGGCUACACCUAUCAAGUGAUUCAUACCACAUGUAGCAGUUACAGCACCUGUUAGGCGCUUGUCACCACAUGUACUAAGUUUGGCAUCCAAUCUGUUUAGUAAGCUUCAUUGUCAUGUUAAUAACUCUGUUAGAUUUGGACAUUGGUCGUCUGGCUUAUCCUGCUCUUACUCAAAAUCCUCAUCUCUUGCCUUCGCAAAUAGUACGUUUAUAUGAUUGGACGUUUAGAAAAAAGAAAUGUUAAAGGGACCUGUUACCUUGCUGGAAGAGCUUGCUUCUGACACAGCACCAAUGCUUUAAAACACAGGUGAUAUUUUAGCACAUGAGAGAGGCUGCGUACCGCAGACUUGCACUUGCUCGUGGUGAUGUUGUGAAUAAGCAUUUGCUUUGCUUGUGCUCGUGGAUUUUGUUUUGGACCAAGCACUUUUCUUUUUUGUUACUGUUUUUGUUUUGUUGUCUUGUGUUUUUUUGUGUGUCAGGUUUCAUUGUUCAUUUUCAACUGUGUCAUUCAUUGCUGAACUCAAUAUACACAAAAAAUGAA